AUGGCAGGAGGCCAGUACCAGGUGGCCCCGCCCGGGCGCGGGCCCAGCCUGUGCAGCCUGACGGACGGCUCCGACGUGGGCCCCGAGGAGGGGGACCCCGACGACGGCCCCCACUCCAACCCCCUGAAGAGGCUGACCAGCUGCAUGCGCACGGACGAGAAGGUGAUGAAGGAGCUCAUCAUCGGACGCCGGGUGGGCUUCUACAAGGUCCGCGGGGAGAUCGGCUGCGGGAGCUUCUCGCGGGUCAAGCUGGCCUUCCACGCCCUCACCAAAGACAAGGUGGCCCUGAAGAUCCUGGACAAGACGCGGAUGGACGUCCAGGCCCAGAGGCAGCUGGCCCGGGAGAUCGCCAACACGGAGCGGCUGCAGCACCCCAACGUGGUGCGUCUGUACGAGGUGGUGGAGACCCCCUGCCGCCUCUACCUGGUGCUGGAGUACGCGGGCGGGGGGGACCUCCACACCCGCAUCUGUGACCGAGGCAAGAUGGCCGCCGACUGCUGCAAGGUGGCCUUUGCGCAGAUCCUGUUUGCCAUCAAGUAUUUGCACAACAACAUGAUCAUCCACCGGGACCUGAAGGCGGAGAACGUGCUGUUCACGGCACGCGGCUGCGUCAAGGUGGCCGACUUCGGCUUCAGCACGCGGGUCCCCGGCCCGGACCGCGCCCUGGACACCUUCUGCGGCUCGCCGCCCUACGCGGCGCCCGAGCUGUUCCGGGACGAGAGCUACCUGGGCCCCCCGGUGGACGUGUGGGCCCUGGGGGUCCUGCUCUUCUUCAUGGCCACCGCCACCAUGCCCUUCCGGGCCGACACCCUGGGCAAGCUGCGGCGCUGCGUGCUGGACGGCGCCUACGCCGUGCCGCCCUGGGUGCCGGGCCCCUGCCAGAGGCUCAUCAAGGGCAUGCUGAGGCCCCUGCCCGAGGACCGCCACGCCGUGGACCAGAUGCUGGGCUGCGAUUGGCUGCUGCCCGUGGAGUUCCCCUGGCCCCUGCUGGGCCCGGUGCCCCCCGGAUGGACGGACCGGGAGGAGGAGGAGGAGGUGGAGGAGGAGGUGCGGGCGGGCCUGGAGGAGCUGGGCUUCACCCGGGAGCACGCGGGGACCCAACAGGGGCCCCCCCAGAACAGCCGGAGCCCGGUGACGGGCGCGUACCGGAUCCUGCUGCACCGCACCCAGAGGAGGCGGGGCUGCGAGACGGUGCCGGUGGUGCGGGGCAUGGUGCGGGACCCCAGGCGGGAGGGCCUGAAGGCCUACAGGGGCCUCAGACACUCCUCCAAGCUCUGCGUGGUCUCCUGAUCCGGCGGGCGGCCGUCGCUCAGGAGGUCGAGCUGGUGACGACUGGUGUGACCGGAAUGUCGCCAGUUCGAUCCCCGGAGCGUCGAGGUGUCCCUGAGCGAGACGCCUCGCCCUGACUGCCCCUGACGAGCUGGCUGUCGCCCUGCGCGGGUGACUCCGCCGUCAGUGUGGGAUUUGUGAAUGGUUGUAAUUCGCUUUGAAAGUGUCAACAAAAUUGUAGUGUAAAAAAGUGUAAAAGUAAAAUGUUGAUCCACAUCACAGUCCGAAUUGGAUUCCACACUUACACUGUGCUUUAAAGCCGCUGUAAGCAAUGUUGUCGCUCCCAUACGUCACCGUAAACGCGGGUCUUCCGUGGCUCCUGUUUAUUUUUUCCUGGCAGCUUCUUCUUUUCUUCAGUGUAUUUUCUAUCCUCCACUUUGUGUUUUCUUCCGGGAGCGCCUAAUCGGUAGCUUCGCCUGCUCCGCUACUGUCAGUCAUCACUGAAACCCCGGCUGCCUCGACGUGAACGAGCAGAGAGGACCGCCUCCUGGUGGAGUUCUCUCUCCUGAUUGGAUAAAGUGGGAACGGGAUACCUCAAAGUGUGUUUUGUGUUUACUGCAGAGCUGAUGGACUGGAAGAGCCUUGCUACUGACUGGGAGAAACCCUCUAUGUUAGUGAUUGUUGUCUCAGUGUUGAAGACUAAUUUUAAGAAAAUAUCUCUUAUAGUGGCAAUCAAUCCAUAAUCAUUUCCAUAAUGAAGAAUGGAAAUUAUUGAAUGUGUAUUUAAUUAGAUAAACUGAUGUGUUUCUGCUAAUUGCUCGUUCCUUAUCCUUCACAAUAUUCAGUAAGAUUCAAGUGCCUCAUGAGACAAACUUAUGUCUAUGGCGUAUCUGUGUUUACCACUUCCAAAAAGGGUGUAGGCUACAUGUUUCAAGACAUGUUUUCGAAAACUUUGGGAACUGCACUGAAAUGUAUUUGAAUGAUUUAUUUGUUACUAUGGUUGGUUGGUUGAAAGU
Molecule: messenger RNA, 2285 nt
Organism: Gadus chalcogrammus (walleye pollock)
Lineage: Eukaryota; Metazoa; Chordata; Actinopteri; Gadiformes; Gadidae
Gene: nim1kb
Product: NIM1 serine/threonine protein kinase
Exons: 3
Coding region: 1-1290 (429 amino acids)
Biological process (GO): intracellular signal transduction; protein phosphorylation; microtubule cytoskeleton organization
Cellular component (GO): cytoplasm
Molecular function (GO): ATP binding; protein serine/threonine kinase activity; tau-protein kinase activity
Source: RefSeq, a predicted model, not a curated record